AUGGUUGUUAACACUGAUAGUACAAUCUCAUCUAGCACAAGAGCCAAUCCUCUAGACACUCUAGUUGCUGACCGAGCUGCUCUAAUUCAGCUGGAAAAUGAAGUUGGUAAUUCAGCUCCACCUCCUCAGACACCAUCAGCACCCCUUACCUCAGCUUUUGCUCAUUCAGGUAAUCGGGCCUCAGCUCACCAUGCCUCAGCUACAGAUAAUACAGAAUAUUCAUGGAUAAUAGAUUUUGGUGCAUCUAACUAUAUGACUGGCUUGCCGUCACUAUUUACUGCCUAUCACUUAUUUUCAAGCAGAGACAAAGUGUCCAUUGUUGAUGGCUCCCUCGUUCCUAUUUCUGGCAAGGGAGACAUCAAGUUGUCUAAUGCUAUUUCCUUAUCUUUGGUUUUGCAUGUUCUUAAGCUUAGUACUAACUUGCUUUCAGCGAUAUUUCAGCGGUAUCCUCGGCCUGAGAAGGAAUAUCAAUCAUUUUCUCUUAUAUACAGUGACAGAUCAUUGGAUUUGAUAUGCAAAGAUAAGGAUGAGGCUGAGGUAUGGUUUGUUGCUCUCAAGGCAUUGAUUUCACAUGGUAACUACCGCAAGUGUAGAAAUGAACCAAAGAAUGAUAGAAUCUCAUCAGAUAGUCCCCGUGGCAUUACUCAAAGAACCUCUCCCUUUGCUUCAGAUCCCGGAGACACCCAACGAAUUCAGGUUCCUUAUGAGAGUCCUCCACAAAAUGCUUUGGGAAAGGCAUUCUCUGAUGUGAUAUCAUACACUGCAGCUGCUAAGAGUUCUAGUCAGUCAGAAUCAAUUGCUACUACUCUCGGCUCAUUUUCAUCUUCUACUGCAGAUAAUUCAAAUGGCCGAUCGUCUGCAGUUGAUAAUUUCAGAGUUAGUUUAUCUAGUGCAGUAAGCUCAUCAAGCCAGGGAUCAUAUCACGAAGAUUUUUGUGCAUUUGGUGAUGUUUUUAUCUGGGGAGAAGGCACUGGUGAAGGAGUGUUGGGUGGUGGUAUGCAUAGAGUUGGAAGUUCAUCUGCAGCCAGGAUGGAUUCACUUCUUCCAAAGGCACUUGAAUCAACGGUGGUUCUUAAUGUCCACAGUAUUGCUUGUGGUGGUAGGCAUGCUGUUUUAGUCACCAAGAAAGGGGAGAUCUUUAGUUGGGGAGAAGAGUCAGGAGGUAGGCUUGGGCAUGGAGUGGAAGCAGAUGUUUCUCACCCAAAACUCAUCAACACUCUCAGUGGCAUGAAUAUUGAACUAGUAGCAUGUGGUGAAUAUCACACUUGUGCUGUUACACUGUCUGGAGAUCUUUAUACGUGGGGUGAUGGUACUCAUAAUUCUGGUCUCCUUGGGCAUGGAAGUGAGGCCAGUCACUGGAUCCCUAAAAAAGUAAGUUGUCAAAUGGAAGGAAUACAUGUGGCAUCAAUCUCUUGUGGACCUUGGCAUACAGCUGCUGUAACUUCAUCGGGUCAGUUGUUUACAUUUGGUGAAGGAACUUUCGGUGCUCUAGGGCAUGGGGACCGUAGCAGCACAAGCAUUCCAAGAGAAGUGGAAUCUCUUAAAGGACUGCGGACCGUGAGGGUAGCUUGCGGUGUUUGGCAUACUGCUGCUGUUGUGGAAGUUAUGGUCAAGUCCUCUAGUUCUGGUAGCUCUUCAUCUGGAAAGCUAUUCACAUGGGGAGAUGGCGAUAAAGGCCGACUUGGGCACAAAGAUUCCAGACUAUCCCCAGCACGUGUAACUGCUUUGGAUGAUCUAGACCUUUGUCGAGUGGCCUGUGGGUAUGACAUUACAAUUGCUCUUACAACCUUAGGACGAGUAUAUACCAUGGGAAGUACAGUUUAUGGGCAAUUGGGUUGUCCUGAAUCCAAUGGAAAGCAUCCCACUUGUGUUGAAGGUAAAAUCAGCAAUUGCUUUGUUGAGGAGAUAGCAUGUGGUUCUUAUCAUGUAGCAAUUUUGACUUCAAAAGGGGAGGUCUACACAUGGGGAAAGGGAGCGAAUGGCCAAUUAGGACAUGGAGAUAAUGAUGACAGAAAUACUCCUGCACUAGUUGAAGCUUUGAAAGAUAAACAAGUCAAGAGUGUUGUGUGUGGUUCAAAUUUUACUGCUAUCAUCUGUCUCAACAAAUCGGUUUCUGGUACUGAUAAUUCCGUAUGCUCUGGUUGUCAUAAUCCGUUUGGUUUCAGAAGAAAGCGUCAUAAUUGCUAUAACUGUGGGCUUGUCUUUUGCAAAGCAUGCAGCAGUAGGAAAUCUCUAAAAGCUUCAUUGGCUCCAAAUGUUAACAAGCCUUAUCGUGUGUGUGAUGAUUGCUUCAAUAAACUUAAGAAGUCAAUUGAAUCUAGAUCAAUUUCUCGACUAUUUAAGACUCGAAGUGGAUGCAUACAUCAUAGUUCCAGUGAUAUUGCAGAAAAAGAGAUGUCAAAUCCUAGAUUACGUGGACAACUUUCAAGGCUCUCCUCAGUUGAAUCAAUGAAGCAAGCUGAGAGCAGGCAGUCCAAGGGCAACAUAACAGUAGAACACAACAUUUCCCUAAACUCUGCUGUUCCCAACAGAGUUUCACUAUCCUCAUUGAAAACAUCAACCUCCUCAGUUGGAUAUUCAAAGAAUAUGUUUUCUGCUUCUGCUUCUGCUCCUGCUGUAAUAGUGGGUUCCCAUGCAACAUCUGCAUCAAUGAAGCCAAAUCCACCUCGUUCUGCAACCCCUAAACCACCUCUUCUUGGUCAUACAUCUCUUAAAGUCAUGGUUGAUGAUCUAAAACAUACAAAUGACAACCUCACCCAAGAAAUUAUUAGAUUGAAGGCACAGGUAGAAGAUCUUACCUGCAAAUCCCAACUCUUGGAAGCUGAACUAGAAAGGACAUCAAGGCAACUGAAGGAUGCCACUUCUCUAGCAGAAGAUAAAACUGCAAAAUGCAUGGCUGCAAAAGAAGUGAUUAAAUCUCUGACCACACAGUUGAAGGAUAUGACUGAAAGGGUACCUGCUGGUUCUACUACAACUAACAGAUCAAGUCCAGUUGCUGGAUACGCUCCCAUUGCUCUGAGGCUUGUUUCUACUGAUAGCCAUUCAACCAGCCCGGCUUCUUUUGAACCAGAUUCCAAUGGUUUCCCAGUGAAUCUAGUCUUGUGCAGUGAAACCAAGGCACAAAAUGAAUUGGCAGACCAGGUUGUACAAUAUGAACCAGGUGUUUACAUAACUCUUACCCCCUUGCCAGGUGGUGGCAAUGACAUCAAGCGUAUACGUUUCAGUCGGAAACAUUUUAGUGAGAAACAGGCAGAGAAAUGGUGGGCUGAAAAUAGGAUAAAGGUAUUCCAGCGGCACAACAUCCGGGGUGUGGAGAAUAUCGAGAGCUAACAUUUUGUCUGAACCACAAAGAGAAAAAUGGCAACCUGUUUAACUGACUAGUGAUAAACAUUAACCUCCCCACUCACGGUGAUUGUAAAUUAUUUUUGCACCAACUUGUGGGUUUGCCAUGCUUGAAAGGUUUCCUUGCCAGAGAUUGCAGGUAGUUUCAGAAGAAUUGAAACAUGUAAGGCGGAAAGGAAAUUAUAUGUCAAGGUAGCUGCAUAUUCUACUCCCUGCUUUGAUUUUGUGCAGUUUUUUUUUUCUUUUUCUUUCUUUUUUUUUAACGAUUCUAUUAGGUUCCAUGCAUUUAUGGCUAAAAGCUCUCAUAAUUUUCUUUC
Molecule: messenger RNA, 3659 nt
Organism: Nelumbo nucifera (sacred lotus)
Lineage: Eukaryota; Viridiplantae; Streptophyta; Magnoliopsida; Proteales; Nelumbonaceae
Source: RefSeq, a predicted model, not a curated record